AUGAGUUUCGGAAGACCACCCAACAUUGAAUCAUUCACAGGUGCACCGCCUCUUUUGGGAAGUUUUCCCGUUGACCACUAUGGUGAAUGCAAAGACUUCAUGAAAGAGUAUGUCAAGUGUAUGCGUGCCAACAAGAACAAUAACGGAGAAUGUCGCCAUUUCUCUCGAGCUUAUCUGCAAUGCCGUAUGGACAAAGGUUUAAUGGAAAAAGACAAUAUGAAUAAUCUUGGUUUUGCCGAUUUGGAUAAACAAAAAAACAACGAUGCUUCCCCUUCAAAAGACGCCUCCCCUUCAAAAGAUGCCUCCCAAAGCUCCUGA
Radiomyces spectabilis is the source of this 318-nucleotide messenger RNA. RefSeq lists its product as uncharacterized. Gene Ontology annotation, biological process: mitochondrial respiratory chain complex IV assembly. The coding region runs from base 1 to 318 and encodes 105 amino acids. The transcript has 3 exons. Gene Ontology annotation, cellular component: mitochondrial intermembrane space. NCBI's taxonomy places the organism in Eukaryota, Fungi, Mucoromycota, Mucoromycetes, Mucorales, Radiomycetaceae. The record is from RefSeq and is a predicted model, not a curated record.